AUGAAGUCCGACUUCGCAACCGAUAUUUGGACAACUGCUCCUGUUACUGGGAAAAACCAGGGCAGCAAUGUUACUGACAAAGAUUUGAACGGGUUUCAAUCACGAACAUCUGACAUUGGUCGCGUAAUUCCACAACAGGAGAUUCUUUCUCGUGUUGUCCCAUUUUGGGAAUUGUUUAUUAGUAGUGUUGGUCUUUUUGGUUAUCAUAUUGUAACUUUAGCUGCACAUAAUAUCGGUGGUAACCGUCCUUAUACCGUCCUUUUUUUGGACGGAUGCAAAUCAGAAUUUCAACAACCAAAUCUUGACGUGUGCGCAACAUCAAUUUUGACUUGGUGCUUGAUUGGUGGGGCUCUGAUAUAUUUUCUUUUGACCUCAAUAUUAGCAUUGCUUUUAUAUAAGGAAUGUCAUAGGAAUGGUUAUCCUGGUUCAUUCACGGCUCUAUGGAAUUCCCCAUUUUUUCUUGUUUGCUACUUUUUCAAUGAACAACGACGUAUAGAUCUUUUAACCAUUCCCAAUAGAUUCAUGAAAUUUAGAAAAUGGACUAAUUGGCAACUUCAUAGAUUUGCUUUGGCGUCAUAUUCGCUGAUAACUACACUUUUAGUUGUAUAUUAUUUAACAAGAAAAACUGUUGAUAAUGACGACCUUAUAAUACAAAAGGAAUAUAAAAGUGAUGAUAAAUUUUGUUAG
Cetraspora pellucida is the source of this 687-nucleotide messenger RNA. NCBI's taxonomy places the organism in Eukaryota, Fungi, Glomeromycota, Glomeromycetes, Diversisporales, Gigasporaceae. The record is from the annotation of a GenBank genome assembly.